AACCCAACCGGAGGAAAUUCCUCCGCGCAGCGCGCCAUUGACUGUAAAGACCUUUCAACUUAACAAAAACUGAAGUUGACAAACGUAUCCCUGUCGGCUGAAACUGUGAGAAAGAGUUUGUUUUUUCGGCGAAGGGCGCAACGCAGUAGAAGACGAUGCGGCACCCGGAGGAGGUUUCUCAGUACGUUUGUGGUUUUCUGUAAACGAGCGACGGCUGUACCGCGGCGUUUUGUUUUGAUUUCCAUGUGAAAUGCAAUUAGUGCUCCGCGGUGCUCGCUAGUUUGGCUCGCGGAGCGGAGCACACUCUGAACUUGUUUCUUGCCUCGGGAGCACAACAUGGAGCAUUACCAGGAAGAUUUGGGACUCCGGACCAGUAAAUUGAUGGAGGACCUCUCCUUGUAUGAUGCCUAUAAAGACGGGAUGUACAAUGCGAGGAGAGAUUUGGUGAUUAAUCCCGAUUUGGACUUUUCGGCUCCGACGGUAUCGGAGCAUAAAAGUAAGCCAAUGAAUGGUACCUCUGUGCUUCACCAGCAGCAUCACACAGUGGAGAAUUUCACGUCUGGGAAUAAAGUGUACAACGCGGCUCCGGUGCGCCCUGUGAAUUGCAGCCGGGCCGUUCCUGUGGAUUUUUGUGCCCCUCAAAGAGACGCCGUUUAUACUGAGGAGAGCUGUUGCACCAAAUCCGAAGUGGCUUUGCCGUGCUACACGGGCGCUUCCGAGAGGCACAGGAGAUACUCUCUGGAGGUGCAGGGCCACAGGUACAGCACCGGCUCCGCCUUCGACGGCGUGCCUCUCAACAAGCCGGUGGCACUGCCCGGCAACAGGUGCAACAGUGUCUGCAUAACCAGCAGCCACGACGGGAGGUAUAACGCCACUAGUCCCCGGUCCAGCUUAGCAUCUUCCCUGUCCUCUCAAGAGCAGAGCAAGCAUGCCAGCCCGAGGUCGAGCAUUAGCAGCCCGCGCACUAGUUUGGUGGUACCGGGUCAGGACAGGUACACGAGCCCGAGGUCUAGUUUAGUUCACUGCGAGGGCAACAGCGUCCUCAGUCCCAGAUCCAGCUAUGCAAGCACCGCAAGCGACACGAGUAAACACUCCAGUCCCCGGGCCAGCCUCAACAGCUGUGACUGCUGCAGCAAGCCCAGCAGCAACCGCACCAGCGGCAUCAGCAUGGGCUACGACCAGAGGCACACCAGCCCCAGGUCGAGCACGGCGAGCCAGUACUCCUUCACUACCAGCCCGAGAUCCAGUUACUCUGACUCACGGUACGGGCCUGUGGUCAACCAUGAUUUCGAGGGAGCGAUUUUACACGCAGCGCCGCUGGCGAGUCCUCGUUCGAGCAUCUGCAGCCAGGACGGGAGCGCAAGACCGGGGACCACCGCAAACUGCGUGGCCAGCCCCCGGUCCAGCAUCUCCAGUCACAGCUCCAGAAGUUCCCGCAGCUCCAGGGGUUCUAUGAGCACCUACCCGGAUCUGCAGCUGCCUUCGCCCAGGUCAUCGAUGCUGGGUAGCGGUCUACACGAGGACACGCUGCUGCAGGAGUUUGGAGACACCAAUGGGAUCCAAAAUCGCAUCCAUCUCCAGGGGCUCUCGGCGGUGCCAGAGCCCCAGCAGCCGACCCAGACGGGAGGAGCUGUGGAGAUGACCGCGGGGUCGCCCUCGUCGUUUAGUUAUGGGAUGUCCUCAAAAACGGCUUCCUCGAGUCAGAGGUUUAAGCUACCUUACCAGGUGACCCCCAGCCGAGAGAGUGGACCAAGUCAGGCGGAGAGGCGGCUGGAGGCGCUCACCUUGGAGCUGGAAAAGGAGUUAGAGAUGCACAUGAAAAAGGAAUACUUUGGUAUCUGUGUCAAAUGUGGGAAAGGUGUGUAUGGAGCCAGCCAAGCCUGCCAGGCCAUGGGGAACCUGUAUCACACAAACUGCUUCACUUGCUGCUCCUGUGGAAGGAGGCUGCGAGGGAAAGCGUUCUACAACGUCAACGGAAAGGUCUACUGUGAGGAAGAUUUCCUGUACUCUGGUUUCCAGCAGACGGCUGAUAAGUGUUUCGUGUGUGGUCACCUCAUCAUGGAGAUGAUCCUCCAGGCGCUAGGCAAGUCUUACCAUCCUGGCUGUUUCCGCUGCGUGGUGUGUAAAGAAGGUCUAGAUGGCGUGCCUUUCACCGUGGACGUUGAGAACAACAUCUACUGUGUCAAAGACUACCACACGGUUUUUGCUCCCAAAUGUGCCUCCUGCAACCAGCCCAUCCUCCCAGCCCAGGGCUCCGAGGAAACCAUCCGGGUCGUUUCUAUGGACAAGGACUACCAUGUGGAGUGUUACCACUGUGAGGACUGUGGUCUCCAGCUAAACGACGAAGAGGGCCACCGCUGUUACCCACUGGAAGGCCACCUGCUCUGCCACGGCUGCCACAUCCACCGGCUCCAGCCGCAGGUCCCUGCCCACCUGCCCCCCAGCUACCCCCUCCAUGUCACCGAGCUGUGACGGGGAGGAGGGUGGGCAGCAACCAAGCCCUGCCUCCCAGGUGAUCGGAGACACUAGCGGCGGGAAAAGAAGGCCUGCACCCCCUCCAGCAGUUCCAGGGAAGCCUCAGUGUGGCCGUCUGAGCUACUGCCCCUGUCCUCAUCUGGAUGGCCAGGCCGUGGACUAACUCACUCAGUGCAGCUCCCACCACAAGACCCUGCUGUCACAUGACAGGACUGGGGAAAAAAAAAAGGGUCCCCCCUCCGCCUCCAUCUGUGGUCCUUUUCUCCCCCCUUCCCCCUGGGUGCCUAACCCUGAAAGCCAACACGCCGGCUCACCCAGAGGCCCCCGGUGACGUCACACAGCCUGACCCCUGCACAUUCAUCAAAGAGAGGGGUUUUGGAUCGGAGGAGAGGACGCAAACUCAGUCUCUCUCCUUGCUUCCAUCUCUUCCUUUCCAUGUUUUUUUGUUUUUGUUUUUUUUAUUCCUGUGCUGUGACUGAAGCGGUUUACUGCAGUGAAUUCACCAGUGCUAAGAAUGCUGCUGAUGUCGGUGUCAGGGAGGCCAGGGAACGAGCCACUACAUUCCAGUGCUGGCCUGAAGGGACAGACCCCAGGGUGGCCAUGCUGUGCCUUCAGAGCGGGCUCUCUCCGUGCAGCUUCUAACACUGAAAUGGAGUCCUGCUUAAAGGCUAUGCAAAGGACACCCAGCACCAUGACACAGGGCUGCGAGAAAAACUAAAAACUAAUCGCCCGUCGUCACCCUGCACCACCACGAAAUAGCAGAUGCACCGUAGCGCCACAAGCCCAGAGGACCAACUGACUUUCCACUUAGAAGUCUUAGACCAAGACCUCCAGAGAUUCACAAGCAGUGUCUUAAUUAAUGAUCAUAUUAUGACAGAAAAAGAAAAUUUUAGAUGCACAUAGAAUGUCUUUUAUAUAUGAAUAUAUAUUUUGCAAAUGUUUUCCACAUAAGAUCAUAGAUGUAGAUUCUCAUUUUUUUUUUUUUCUUGUUGAUGCGCUCACAAUAGAUUCAGAGGUGAAACAUGCUGUCUGUCAUGCCGUCUGAAGCCUCUGAAGAUUUUAGGGUCUGUUGUAUCAUUUCUCCUCCCUGACGCAGAGCCUCUUCAUGUCUGUGUGGGUCACAGAUCCACUGGCUUUGUAUGAGCAGACCUGGCUCAAUUAGUAUUUGCCAUGAAUUCCUUCAAUAAUCUUUUCCCACUUUAAGUACCAAAUGUUUAGUUUUGGCAACGGAUGUGUUCCUUUUAGACCACAUAUCCCGUCCCUCUACUCACUGUAGACAGCUGUAACACACACUAACAGUCCGACAUUUCUGCAUACCUUAAAUGUCACUGUCUUUGGUUAAACCUCAAGCAGUGUAUUUAAUUGUAAAGACAAGUUACUGAAAAGUAUAAGUGAAUUGAAAAAUAAUUUUGACUAUUUAACUGGAUAGAUCUUGAUCACUCUGUAUAUCUGUUUUACAGUUCACGGCUGCACUCUGUGUUUUUAAACAUACAAGCUUAAACGGAGCAGUAAUUGAAGUUCUAUGUAAUGGCUUGUAUUUUAGUUUUACGUAAUUCCCACAAGAUGUUAACAAUGCAUUUAUGAAUUGCGAAUUCUGGCCUGUCAAGGGUGCCAAGUUAUUACACAAAGCUCUAAGAAUAAGAUUAAAUUAAAUAAAAAAGAAUUUAGCUAGUAAUUGGUCUUUAAAUACAUAGAUACCAAAUGCUAGCUCAUGACUGAGAAACAGAGAUGUUAACAGAGAUGUUGCCCAAAAUAAAGUGUAUAAGUAAAAUAAGUAUAUUAUUAAGCUCUAUGGUAUUUAACUAUGAAAAGGCAUUUAAAAACUCUGAUCGAGGCUAAACAUCUGCAUGUUAAAGAUGAUAGAAAGUGCUAGUUUUGAGAAAAAUAAACCGCAUGUUUUGGUCACCAGACUUAAAGAUGCAGAUCUGUAAAAUCAUAUCACCAAUCAUCAACUUCAUUCCUUAUUUAUCAUUAUAGGAUAUAUAUCAUUUCCCAUGCUAAAACAGUGUUUGCAAGCAUUUGUUGACGAAACGUAUGUCAUCUGGUGACAGUAAAUGUUUUUCUGACCACCCAAAAAAAUCCUAAUGUCAAAGGUCUCAGGUCAUUUCAAGGUAUUUUUCUGACAUCUGGCCCCUCUGGUACUCUAAAGAGGGAUAAAACAAAUUGAAUGAUUUAUUUGCAAAUACAUCUUUCAACCUGGAGCUGCUGGUCUCACCUGUGAUUUUUAGGGAGUCCCCCCACAUGUUUCCUGUGAGUGUGUGUUUGUGUGUGUGUGUGUGUGUGUGUGUGUGUGUGUGUUUUAUCCCUCUUGCAUGCGCGCACUAAUGGCGGGGCCAUGGCGCAUGCACCUCACUGUGUUUGCAGGGCAGCGCAGCAUCCGUCACGAUGACCUGCUCUCUCUGUUAGUAAUGACUGCGUUUGUUUCCAGGUGAUUGUGUCUAAUUCUUGGUGUUUGUUUGAACGUCUGUCUAGCAACAUAUAGGUGGAGUAUACCCGUGUUCCAGUAGCUGACAUAUCGUCCUCUGACUAGCAAACUCCACCCAUCUGGUAUUGAAACUAGAAUAAAACAAUCACCAACUAUUAUAUGCAAACACUGGCUCUUAUUCAUACUGUAUUACUGUACAUGCAGGUCUGAAUAAAUACUACUGAAUGUGUCAAAAACAGACCGAAGGCAGGGGACACCACAGGCUGAAAGUGCUUUGAUGUAAUGAGAUUAUAAGUCAUGUGAUAAUAAGUGUUGUAUUUUAGUAAAGCAAAACAAGAAAAGGACUGCAUAUGUGAGACAUUCCCCUUGUCAUUUGAUUAACCUCCAUUUUGUAUAAGGGUUCUGGUCAAGUAAUGUGUGCUAUACUUGAAGAAUGAGGCUUUUUUUUUUUUUAACUUGUCUGCACAAUAUCAACCCCUGAGAAAACCUUAACAAGAGUGUAUCCCCUUUCAAGAUGUCUUAAUUCACCCAUUUUAAAAGUAAUACUUCAGUUUCUAUUGCAUAGCACACAGCUAAGUAUCCCUGUACAUAAAGAGGCUAGUUUGUUUAUUUUAUUUUUCUGUCAAAAAUCACUUGGAAAGAGAAGACUUCUGCUUCUCCUACUGGUAGUUCCAACAAGCACAUCUUUUGUAUCGCUAAGUGUUUUGAUUACCUAGAUGGUUCAUAAAAAAGGAAACUAGAUCUAUUUAUCUAAACAUGAAAAAAGUCUAAAGUUAUUUAAUGUAUUAAAAAUCGGGACGUAUCAUUUAACUGUAGAUGACAUAAUCUGCUUUUUCAAUAAAGUGGUUUUGUAGCUAACUGCAAAAAACA
Molecule: messenger RNA, 5770 nt
Organism: Perca flavescens (yellow perch)
Lineage: Eukaryota; Metazoa; Chordata; Actinopteri; Perciformes; Percidae
Gene: wtip
Product: WT1 interacting protein
Exons: 8
Coding region: 337-2472 (711 amino acids)
Biological process (GO): negative regulation of hippo signaling; response to hypoxia; cytoskeleton organization
Cellular component (GO): nucleus; transcription regulator complex; adherens junction
Molecular function (GO): transcription corepressor activity
Source: RefSeq, a predicted model, not a curated record